AUGUCUGGCAGGCUAGAUCAAUCCCUCGAUUCCAUCAUCGACAGCCAGAAGAAGCAGAAGCGUGAAAAUCGCAAUCGCGGCCGCAAGGUUGGGAAACCUCAGACCACCGCUGCUCCCGUUGGUGGUGUCAAGAAAUCCACGAGACCUGUCAAAUCGGCCAUCAAGCCCGCUGCAGGUGCUACUACUCUAUCAAAAACCAGCAAAAUCGUCGUCAGUGGUUUGCCACACGAUGUCAACGAAGCCCAAAUCAAGGAAUACUUCGGCAAGUCUGUAGGAUUCGUCAAGAGAGUUUCUCUCCAAUACAACCAAAAUGGACAGAGUCGUGGUAUUGCCGACAUCAUCUUCUCCAAGUCAGACGCUGCUGCCAAAGCAGCAAAAGAUCUCAACGGAAUGCUUAUUGAAGUCGUGGUCGAUGCAAGCCAUGUUCCAGAACCAACAAAAGCCAAAUCUCUUGCCGACCGUGUUGCGUACGCAAACCCACAACGCUCGGUUAAGUCGGACCCACUGACCAAGACCAGUGCCAACCCUAAGGCUCAACCCAAAUCGGCCACAACCGUCAAGAACACUACUGCUAAAGAUGGUACCAAAGGACGAUCAGCAGGAAAGCCCGGCAGCAAACCAGUCAAGCGUGAUGGUCGUCGUCAGAAUCGACCAAAGGCAAAGACUGCCGAAGAACUUGAUGCCGAAAUGACCGAUUAUUGGGGUGGAAACAACCCAUCUGCUGUUGCUGCUCCAGUUGCUGCACCUUCCAACGGAACUGUCCCUCCACCCGCUACUGGCGAUGAAGAUAUGAUUUCAUGA
Messenger RNA from Exophiala bonariae, 801 nucleotides. RefSeq lists its product as uncharacterized. The record is from RefSeq and is a predicted model, not a curated record. Gene Ontology annotation, biological process: mRNA export from nucleus. The coding region runs from base 1 to 801 and encodes 266 amino acids. Gene Ontology annotation, molecular function: mRNA binding. Gene Ontology annotation, cellular component: nucleus. NCBI's taxonomy places the organism in Eukaryota, Fungi, Ascomycota, Eurotiomycetes, Chaetothyriales, Herpotrichiellaceae. The transcript has 5 exons.